AUGAAGCACGACAUGCUUACGCUGGGCUACCUAGCGUCCAUCAUAACCGUCGCCAUGGCUCAGCACGGCCCGCCGUCGGGGCCUGGGGGGUUCGAGGGUCCCGGCGGCAGCGGUGGUGGAGGCGGUGGUGGUUGGGGUGGCGGUGGUGCUGGCUGGCCGCAUACAACGGCGUUGCCUGCCUCCACGCCGCUGCCACCGCCGCCCGAGCCCACGCCCACUACCUGGACAUCGGCCACCACGCCGCUGGCUCCACCGCCGCCUGUCGAGACAUGGCCGACGGUGCCGCCCGGGCCGCCUCUGGGCACCAUUGCCACCACGGGAGCCACGUCCUUUACGGUCGGUCCCGACGGACUGACGACGCCCGUAGCCUUCACCACGGGCCCCAAUGGCGUUGCCACCCCCGUCGCGUACACCACCGGCCUCAACGGACUGGCCACACCCGUGGCGUACACGACGGGGCCCAACGGGCUGGCCACGCCGGUGCAGUACACCACUGGACCCAACGGCCUCGAGACGCCCGUCACGCAGACGUUUGUGUCGUACACGACGGGCACAGAUGGCCUGGUCACGCCCGUCACGAACGGCGUGGUCUUUACGCCCUUUGUUUCCAACGGCCAGCGUCUGGCGCCGUUCCGUCUGUGGUAA
This is a messenger RNA of Sporothrix schenckii 1099-18, 645 nucleotides long. RefSeq lists its product as uncharacterized. The record is from RefSeq and is a predicted model, not a curated record. The transcript is spliced from 2 exons. Bases 1 to 645 code for a protein of 214 amino acids. NCBI's taxonomy places the organism in Eukaryota, Fungi, Ascomycota, Sordariomycetes, Ophiostomatales, Ophiostomataceae.